Daucus carota subsp. sativus is the source of this 1143-nucleotide messenger RNA. Its product is annotated as proteasome subunit beta type-7-B. Gene Ontology annotation, cellular component: proteasome core complex. The transcript has 9 exons. Bases 196 to 1017 code for a protein of 273 amino acids. The record is from RefSeq and is a predicted model, not a curated record. Gene Ontology annotation, molecular function: threonine-type endopeptidase activity. Lineage: Eukaryota; Viridiplantae; Streptophyta; Magnoliopsida; Apiales; Apiaceae.
AAAGUUCCUGCUCCAACUGAGCAAGCCCAAUUCAAAUUCAUUACGGGUCAACCCAGAAAGCCCUGAAACCAAAUCACCUUUCUUAUGUUCCAAGCCACAACACUACAAUUAAUUAUUCUCCUUGAUUGUCCCCAUUAUUAUCAGAUCAGGGCUCUUUUUUACCCUCGGAACAUAUAUAAUUUCUGAGUUGUUGAAAUGGCUAAUGUGGAUUUUGAUGUUCCUGCAAAAGGGGGGUUUAGCUUCGAUUUAUGUCGAAGAAAUGAGAUGUUGAUGAAAAAGGGCCUUAAGCCCUCUUCUUUUCUCAAGACUGGGACUACCAUUGUUGGUUUAGUCUACAAGGAUGGUGUUAUUCUCGGAGCCGAUACUAGAGCUACUGAAGGACCCAUUGUCGCUGACAAAAAUUGUGAGAAAAUACAUUACAUGGCUCCAAACAUCUAUUGUUGUGGAGCAGGGACUGCUGCUGAUACAGAGGCUGUGACAGAUAAUAUUAGCUCUCAGUUAAAGCUGCACCGUUAUCACACUGGCAGGGAAUCGAGGGUUGUGACAGCACUCACACUGCUAAAAUCUCAUCUUUUCAGCUACCAAGGUCACGUUUCAGCUGCUUUGGUGCUUGGUGGAGUUGAUGUCACUGGUCCACAUUUGCACACGAUCUACCCUCAUGGGUCAACUGACACCCUGCCGUUUGCUACGAUGGGGUCCGGUUCACUUGCUGCGAUGGCUGUCUUUGAAUCAAGAUACGUGGAGGGAAUGAAUAGGGAUGACGGAGUUGCUUUGGUACGUGAUGCUAUUCGGUCUGGAAUAUUCAAUGACUUGGGAAGUGGAAGCAAUGUUGACAUAUGUGUAAUAACCAAGGGACACAAGGAGUACUUGAGAAACUAUGAGAUGCCAAAUCCUCGUACUUUUACAAGUGAAAAGGGCUACUCUUUCUCCAAGAAGACUGAGAUUCUGACUGCAAAGGUUACACCAUUGAGAGAGUUGGUUGAAGUAAUCGAAGCUGGGGAUGCAAUGGAAGAAUAAAUUGCUAUGAUGUUUAGUUUCUGUUUUGUAUUAAGCCUACGUGUGUGGCAAUUGUGAUUGGAAUUAUCGCUUGGCCUGUUAACCCUGUAUGAAAAAUAUGUUUGAAUGUUAUCCUCCUUCGUUGUA